AUGGCCUCAGUCAAUCAUAAAUCGCACUCCAGGCGGAGGUCUGCCUCUGACCCGUUCACUGAUCAAGCCUCUCCUCGACGCACUGCCCCGACCCCGCCGCCAAAAUCAUCCCACAAAUCCUCCAAGAUGCCUGCACAGGCUGCUGUCAAGUCUGCACCUGCCAACCGUGAGACCCAUCGCGAGGUCCCAGAGCGAGACGCCGUGGUGAAGGUGGAUGGUUCAAGCGGAAGAAACAGGAUGGGAAGAAGUCACACUGCACUAACACCAACACGAGACUCCCCGCAUCGAGCAAUUCAAAGUAGCCGCCGUUCCCAAUCGCAGGAUUCUGCGCCAGCACCUGCCGGUGCCAUGGAGAAGGCAAAGUCAAGCGGAAAACGCUCCGCCAAGAAGGGCGGCUCUCAGCACGCCGAUGUUAUCGAUAGACUUGAUUACACAGGCGUGGGAUUGUUCCAUCAUGACGGCCCAUUUGACGCCUGCGCACCAUCGCGCAAUCGCCAACGCAACAAAGCCCCUAUGCUCGCAUGGUCCGGUCGACCUGAGGAGGCUGCGCCUGAAUUAGCAGCAAACAAUAAUUCUCCCUAUCCAGCACCCGAGGCAUACAAGGCAUUCACUACAACGAAUUACUACCAGGAACCCCCGAAGAAAAAGGUCGACGCUAUCGCUGAAGCUUGGGGCAUCCAUGAACCAGAGCCAUUUGAAGAGUUCUACGCAGGUGGAGGUCGCAACGAAACACCUGCCAGUUCAAUUCACAAUGGCCGCGAAGCGCAUUCGUCUCGGUCUAAGCGUAUCAAGGACACUCCUCGAGAUGGUGCAGACGACGCUGCACACAGCCGCAGUCGUGCCAACCGACGGUCUGCGAUGCCACCUCCACAACCUAUCUUUGUCCCGGACCCAGCCACAGAGACAGAGGCUCCUUUAGAUAGCCCGCCUACUUCAGCCCCCAAGCGAUCCAAAUCGCUCAUGCAACGUAUUCGUAAGAUGCGUGAUGCGCCGAACGUUCCCGUUUCAGGCAAUGACUACCGUGACGAGGGCAGUGUGCCCUCGUCGCCAACGUCGCCCGUAAUGGCCGAAUCGUACCCUGGUGGAACUCGGCCGACACAUCGCUCGCAGAAUUCGUUCCUUGGCCGAUUUGGGGGUAAGGCUACUACUCAACAGCAGCCUAACGCAACAGCAGAGCCAUUCGUGCUAGUCAAUAACACUAACGACAAUCGUCAGAACAAGGACCUGCCACAAACCCCUUACGGGGCGCCUCUCGCUGAACCCGUUGCGGGGUACUUCGACGGACCCGGCAGUGGUGUUGGGGGCUCUCCUCAUAGUCCCAUGUCUGCAGGCAUGGCGAGAAAGCCUAGUUUGAUGAAGAAGAUGCGAGGCGUCAUGCGACCAUCCAAGCGCGAGUAG
Messenger RNA from Pleurotus ostreatus (oyster mushroom), 1398 nucleotides. RefSeq lists its product as uncharacterized. Gene Ontology annotation, cellular component: cytoplasm. The transcript is spliced from 3 exons. Bases 1 to 1398 code for a protein of 465 amino acids. The record is from RefSeq and is a predicted model, not a curated record. Lineage: Eukaryota; Fungi; Basidiomycota; Agaricomycetes; Agaricales; Pleurotaceae.